This is a messenger RNA of Dendrobium catenatum, 945 nucleotides long. RefSeq lists its product as uncharacterized. Gene Ontology annotation, molecular function: structural constituent of ribosome. NCBI's taxonomy places the organism in Eukaryota, Viridiplantae, Streptophyta, Magnoliopsida, Asparagales, Orchidaceae. The transcript is spliced from 3 exons. The record is from RefSeq and is a predicted model, not a curated record. Gene Ontology annotation, cellular component: mitochondrial large ribosomal subunit; ribosome. Bases 212 to 655 code for a protein of 147 amino acids. Gene Ontology annotation, biological process: translation.
UAAUUUAUCCGUUCUUACACCUCCUUUACAGUUCCUCUACCGUCUUAUAUGUCUACGCUCCUUCCACAGUUACUCGUGCCGCGCCUUCUUCAUCCUUUGAUCCUUAAUCUACAUUGCUUUCCAACUUGUCGGGUACAGAGCUCGACUUACGAAAUUUAAGUGGGUCGGACUAGUAGGCUUAAGCGAGGGUUUUAAGAGGGAAACAUAAAAAAUGGCGUCGAAAACCCUAGCUCGAACUGGAGCUUCUCUGAUCAAUCGUCUACUUACCAAUUCGCUCAAUGCCUCGUGGCAGAGCAACGCGUAUGUUCUACCGCAGAUCUCUAUGAAUCCUCCGCUUCCUUGUUUCCUGCCCGAGCCCCUAAACAACAAGAAUUUUCAGACGGAAGGAUGCAGAAACGCUGAGUCCUUAAAAAUGGUUGCUUCUCCUGAGCGGUUUAUUUUUCCCUGCGGUCUCCCCUUUCUUCGUUUCUUUAUCGAGGAUGGCCCUGAUGCUUUACAGAAUGAGGGAAUGAACCUACUUCCUAAAAGAACCUACCAGCCCAGCACCAUCAAGCGGAAGAGGACUCAUGGUUACCUUGCAAGAAAAGCUACCAAAGGUGGGCGGAAGGUCAUUGCCCGAAGGUUGGCCAAAGGUCGAGCAAGGAUCGCAGUGUAGCACCCAUUUGAUUCUUGAGACUUGCAUUAGCAUUAGAAAACUAAAAGCACAAAAAAGUGGACAAACAUGUAUGGGUAACACCCUUUUGAUUUGGGUUAAUGAUUUCUUUUAGUUACUAAAUCAAGCUUUGUAAUUCUCUUCUGUGAGCUCUGACCACAAAUCAUAAUAAUUCCUAGCUAUGUGUUGCAAUAUCGCAUUUGUAGUUUUAAAAAAAAAAUGCAUUUGUAGUUAGUACUCACUAAAAUAUUGUUAUUGUUGCUAUUACAAAAUUAUGUUGCUGUUGCAUUCUA